Rhizoctonia solani is the source of this 1287-nucleotide messenger RNA. Its product is annotated as tRNA (guanine-N(7))-methyltransferase subunit TRM82. The transcript has 9 exons. Gene Ontology annotation, biological process: RNA (guanine-N7)-methylation. Gene Ontology annotation, cellular component: cytosol; tRNA methyltransferase complex; nucleus. The coding region runs from base 1 to 1287 and encodes 428 amino acids. NCBI's taxonomy places the organism in Eukaryota, Fungi, Basidiomycota, Agaricomycetes, Cantharellales, Ceratobasidiaceae. The record is from RefSeq and is a predicted model, not a curated record. Gene Ontology annotation, molecular function: tRNA (guanine(46)-N7)-methyltransferase activity; protein binding.
AUGGCGGCUGAAGUCCAAUACCCAUUGUCUCAAAUAUUUAUUGGUCCCGACAAGACUGUCGCUAUCUGUGCAUCUCACAUUUUUGUGCUCGGCUCUCAAUCCGGAACGCUCGAGACUUCGACGGCAGUCAAUUCAGCAGAGAAAAAUGUCUCGAGUGUCAUUCGUAUCGCCGCAGUCGAUGGGUCAUAUCAGCACUUGGUGACGAGCGGAGACGACAAGCGGUUGAGGGUCUGGAGUGUGCAUGACUUGAAGGAGCUGAGUUGUCGGGAGAUACCCAAACGAGCAAACGUCCUCAAGCUGAGCCAAGAUGGGCAAACUAUUCUCGUCGCAGACAAAUUCGGAGACAUCUUUAGUUAUCCUCUCGUGCCUCCCGAACCAAUUCAACAAGUACAAGCACAACCCACCGAAACCGCGGGCUCAAAAUCCGUAGCAGUUGCAAUGCACGAUAACCCACAUGGAACGCUCAUCCUAGGACACGCAUCCAUCAUAACCGAUUUCGUCCUGACGCAUGGAGAAAAACAGUUAUCAGCGCCGACAGAGACGAGCAUAUUUGUUUCUGCACUUGAGAUUCCCGCGUGUAAAAGGCGGCGACGAAAGCCAGAGAAACCUCAGGGGAAGAAGAGCAAGAAGAGGGCUGCUGCUGAAGAAGAAGCGGGUGCCGAGGAUAUAGAGAUGACCUCCGAGUCGAGCGAAGACGUGUUGGUUAUUUCGAAGAUUAGCACGGUUCAGGUAGGGGAAGAGAACAUAAUCGUAUUCUCUGUUGUUGGCUCUUCGGCAUUGUUCUACUUCAAGUGGCCAAUGUCACUGGACUUUAGUGCGGUAGACGUUCACUCUUUCGAUUUGAGCAACCCUGUUACGGACUUUGCUGUUGCACAAAAUGGAGCACUAUGGGUAUCGGUUGAUCCUGUUUGGAUGUCUGCUCCAGGCGCAAUCAGUACGACCACACCGCCUGACUCGAGGAAGGUGCGAAGACUUUUCUGGCAAGGUUCAGAGAUUGUGGAGGACGAGUCGGAUCACCGUUGGCGCAAGGCAUCGAACAGGGCUGCGACGACCCGCGAGCGAAACUCAUACAUUGAGUUUAUACGAGUCUUUAUGUCACUGCCCAAGACAGCCGAAUUCGACGGCGCUGACGGAGUUGACGAUACCCCAGCCCCAACGGGCAUCACAUCCGGACCGGGGCUCCGCGCAUCCGCCCGCCAAAAAGCCAAGGAAGAACUUGAAAAACGCAAGGCGGUCACGCAGGAAGCGGCUCGAGCCACCAAACAGCCUCGAGUGGAGGAGACAUGA